AGGUAGGCUGUCGUGGGGAAAGGAGCCUGUGAAGCAUUUUGUUGCCCUGGUGUGACUUUCCUGGUAUCUAGCCACAAUGGGAGCUUGGACUAUCUGCAUGCUACUGAUUCUGGCAGUAGUACUUGCGGACUCUGCCACGCCAAGAGGUAAGGUUCGACAGAAGCGAGGCUGGAUCAUAGACUCUUUUGACAUGGAAGAGGAGUACCCAGGUCCUUACCCCUACAAACUGGGGAGGAUACAAUUAGAUGUUAAAUACUUAGUUCAAUUUAAAAUCAAUGGACAAGGUGUUGAUGAAGAUCCAAAGGAUCUGCUUCAGAUUGACCAGCAGGAUGGCACCCUGUGGAUGAAACGGAAAGUGGACUUUGAGGAAUUCAGACUUCUCAAGCUCAAAUUUGAAGCCCAAAAUGUCUCAAAUGGUGCAGUGGACACAAGGCUUGGAAUUGAGAUUCAAAUCCAAGAUGUGAACGAUAAUGUUCCAAAACUAGACAAGGACUACGAAAUCCGCCUGGAUGAGUCAACACAGCAAGGUGGAGACAUUAUCACAGUGCGGGCAGAUGACCUCGAUGAUCGAACAACUGGAAAUGGAACCUUUGACUUAAGAAUUGUGUCUGUUACCCCACAAGAUCCUGACAUUGAUUUUGUCAUUGAGCAAGUAAAUGACAUAGGAAAAAUAAGUUUCAAGGGAUGCCUGAACUAUGAGAAACACCCGAAGUAUACUAUCUUGGUUGAAGUGAAGGACAGGGGAGAAGUGGUUCAACUUUCCAGCACUAGCACUGUAACAGUCCAUCUAAAUGAUCAAAACAACCACCGUCCUGUCUUCACCGGUCAAACUGGGACUGGCACAGUCAAAGAGGGAGAGAGUGGGAUGACCAUUCUACGAGUGCAAGUCUCCGAUAAAGACACUAAAGGCACUCCUGCCUGGAGGGCCAAGUACAUGCUCCAUGGAGAACGAAGUGAAAACUUCAAGAUCACAACGGAUCCAGAUACGAAUGAAGGAGUUUUGACAGUUGUUAAGCCCUUAGACUUUGAAGAUGGUGAGUUGAGAAAGCUGUCCGUCUCCGUGGAGAAUGAAGAGCCUUACUUUACCUGCCAAGUCAAUGGUCGUCCUCAGCAGGGACUGUGGGACGUGGCAUGGGUAGGAGCGGACUCUGACACCCGCCUUCCUGAAAUCUCUUUGCCAAUCACCAUUACCGUUGAGGACGUCAACGACCCUCCUGUCUUCUUUCCUGAGGUCAAAACCAUCAGGGUGAUGGAGAACUCUCCUGUUGGAACGCUCCUGGACAAAUUCACUGCAGAGGACCACGAUGGGGUCUAUGCCAAUAGUUUUGAAUAUCAAGUCGGGAAAGAUCCAGCUGGUUGGGUUACGGUGGAUUCUAAGACAGGCCAAGUCAGCACAACAAAAGUCCUGGACAGAGAGUCACCCUAUGUGAAUAACAGUGUCUACACUACAAUCAUAUGGGCAGUGGACAAUGGGGUACCCCCUAUGACUGGUACUGGAACGCUCAGUAUUUACCUGAUGGAUGAGAAUGACAAUGUGCCUAUCUUGGACACGAAUGCACUGGCCAUGUGUCUGUCCGAUGGGCCCAGUUCAGCUCGCAUCUCUGCUCAUGAUCUGGACGUAGCCCCUUACAGUGACCCCUUCCAUUUUGAACUGGUUGGAGACGUCAAAGGGAGGUGGACACUUGACCCUAAACAUGGAACUGAAGUAAACCUGGUGAAGGAGACCACAGUUUAUGCAGGCCACCACGAACUGACUUUGAAGAUCUCCGACACCCAAGGUCACCAUUCCCUACAAAACCUGUCUGUCACAGUGUGUGACUGCACAGAGUCACAGGAUUGCCAGUCACGGAGCAGCUCCUCUCAAAUGGGUGGAAGUGCCAUUGGCAUUGUUAUACUCGGCCUGUUGCUCCUACUAGUUUUGCUGUUGCUGGCCAGUCUAAUCUCGUGUAAGCCAGUAAAACACUUCAUCCAAUCAGAGGAAAGUCCAGGAUGGCAUCUACUACAAUCCAAUAUUGAGACACCUGGAACUGAUUGCAAGAUUCCUUAUUCAGUCGACCAGGUUGAUGUCGGCCAAGCUGUAAAUACCAAAAUGGUCCACUCAACAAGCCCUGUCGUCGUAAUACAAGAAGAGUCUACCAAGACGAUUAAUGUCCCAGGGUUCUCACAGUAUGGCAAUGGAGUAUCUCUCAAUCAGCAGUUAACCCAAGAGAUGGUUUCAAGUGGGAAAUCAUUUCAGGAAUUUGGAUAUUCUGAACAGGCUUUGAGUAGGAAAUCAUUCCGGGAGUUUGGACAUGCUGAAGCUUUGAGUAGGAAAUCAUUCCGGGAGUUUGGAUAUGCUGAAGGAUCCAUGAUGAGCGGAAAGUUCACCCAUCAAGGGUCUUCAUCCAUGAGACAGGAUAUUUUAAAUUCUCAACUUAUCCAGAAACUCAACAUGUUGGAAACGUUUGAAAAUGAACUGGGGGACUACGAUCCCCAUGAAUACGCCCUGGAGGGGGAGCCAGCAUCAGAAGCCCAGCUGGAUGCCAUCUCCAUCCCUGACAGUAACUUUGACAGCAACCAGCUCCAGAAUCUGGACCCAAGAUUCAGAACUUUGGCCAACAUAUGUAGACCAGACUUAAUGGAGGGAAUGUGAUGGUACAGUGUAAAAUGAGAGUGAAUAAUCUGUUGAUAUUGGUUUGGAUGAUUAGCCGCAGCUUAUAAACAUUCAAAACUGAUACAGAAUGUGACGGAAUGUAGCAACAAACUGUGUCUGGCAAGUACAGGGUAGUCUCAUGUGCUCUAUGGAGUUCAAUGAUGACAACAGGUCAUUGGGGAAACUUUCCCAGCCUUGGUAGAACACUAAAGACGGGUAUAGACCAUAGGAAUGUCUCGGGUGAAAUUCAAUUCAAUGCCAGCUGCAGUAUCCCAGUUUAGAACUUUGAUCAAUGCUGGGACGGCAACAUACUGGAUACAGAAUUAUUUGAUAAUAAUGUUUUUACUUUGUAAAUAUAUUUGUGUACAGUAUGUGUUCAUGAAAUAAUUUGGAAUGAAAAGGAAACCCACUAAAAAUAUACAUGUAAUGUGAUGUUGGGUGGUGAAUGGACUAAUAAGAGCAGGGAGUUGGGGGAUGUUUCUGCAUGUGUGUGUGUCUAUAUGCAUUGUUUAAAAAAUAGCAAUAAUUAAUUAAAAUAUUUGAGUCCUAAGA
Molecule: messenger RNA, 3184 nt
Organism: Sardina pilchardus (European sardine)
Lineage: Eukaryota; Metazoa; Chordata; Actinopteri; Clupeiformes; Clupeidae
Gene: cdh26.2
Product: cadherin 26, tandem duplicate 2
Exons: 19
Coding region: 77-2632 (851 amino acids)
Biological process (GO): cell-cell junction assembly; homophilic cell-cell adhesion; cell-cell adhesion mediated by cadherin
Cellular component (GO): plasma membrane; adherens junction; catenin complex
Molecular function (GO): calcium ion binding; cadherin binding
Source: RefSeq, a predicted model, not a curated record